Molecule: messenger RNA, 1654 nt
Organism: Solanum verrucosum
Lineage: Eukaryota; Viridiplantae; Streptophyta; Magnoliopsida; Solanales; Solanaceae
Product: flavonoid 3'-monooxygenase CYP75B137-like
Exons: 2
Coding region: 16-1608 (530 amino acids)
Molecular function (GO): iron ion binding; monooxygenase activity; heme binding
Source: RefSeq, a predicted model, not a curated record
CAUUUUCCUCUAACAAUGUCUCUCAAAUUCUUCAAACCCCUUUUUGAUUCUUCCUCAUGGCCCCUUCAAGAACUCAAUGUUGAGCAAAAGGGGGUGGUUUUCUCCUAUUUUCUUGGGUUUUUAGCUUUACUAUGGUUCCUUUGGUUUUUCAUCAGUAAUAACUCAAACAAGAGACUGCCACCAGGCCCUAAAGCUUUGCCCUUGAUAGGUAAUCUUCAUUCUCUUGAUCCUGAACUUCACACCUAUUUUGCAUCUCUUUCCCAAACUUAUGGCCCGAUUUGUAGACUCUGGCUUGGUAAAAAAAUUGGGAUUAUUAUUACUUCUCCUGCUUUAGCUCGUGAGGUUCUUAAGGAUCAAGAUACCAUUUUUGCUAACAGAGAUGUGCCGGCUGCUGGUAGAGAAGCUACAUAUGGUGGAAAUGACAUAACUUGGACUCCUUAUGGACCGAAAUGGCGUAUGUUGAGGAAGGUUUGUGUUCGUGAUAUGCUUAGUGGUUCUAAUUUAGAUUCUGUUUAUGGACUAAGGAAAAAGGAGCUUAGACAGACAAUCAAUUACUUCUAUAGUCAGAAGGGUUUACCAGUGAACGUUGGUGAACAGAUGUUCUUGACUAUUCUUAAUGUGAUUACAAGCAUGUUAUGGGGUGGCACAGUGAAGGGUGAGGAAAGAGCUAAUCUUGGGGCAGAGUUUAGGCAUGUUGUGAAUGAAAUGACUGAGCUGUUAGGUACUCCAAAUGUUUCCGAUUUUUACCCGGGCUUGGACUGGUUCGAUUUGCAGGGUGUUAUAAAGAAGAUGAAAGUGUUGGCAAAGAGAUUUGAUAAGAUAUUUGAGAGCAUGAUUGAUCAAAGACAGAAAAUGGAUAGAAAUACUGAGAUGGGAGCUGAUGUUGGUCAAGAAAGCAAGGACUUUUUGCAAGUUUUGCUGAAGUUGAAAGAUGAAGCAGAUUCCAAAAUGCCUCUGACUAUGACUGAACUCAAAGCCUUACUCAUGGAUAUGGUUGUUGGUGGAACUGACACUACCGCCAACGUAGUUGAGUUUGCCAUGGCUGAAAUUAUGAACAAACCAGAUGUCUUGAGGAAAUUACAACAAGAACUAGAUACCGUCGUGGGAAAAGAUAACAUAGUGGGAGAGUCUCAUAUUCAACACUUACCAUAUUUCUAUGCAGUUAUGAAAGAAGCCUUGCGUUUACAUCCAGCUCUUCCACUAUUGGUGCCACAUUGUCCUAGUGAAACAUGCACUGUUGGAGGAUACACUGUCCCUAAAGGAUCUCGUGUUUUCAUAAAUGUAUGGGCUAUACAGCGAGAUCCUUCUAUCUGGAAAAAUCCAACUGAGUUCCAUCCAGAGAGAUUUUUGGACAAUAAAUGGGAUUAUAGUGGAAAUGAUUUCAACUAUUUCCCAUUUGGUUCUGGUAGAAGAAUCUGUGCGGGGAUAGCCAUGGCAGAGAGGAUGUUCAUGUAUUCACUGGCUUCACUCAGUCAUUCUUUCGACUGGAAAUUGCCCCAAGGAGAGACAUUAGACCUCACAGAGAAGUUUGGGAUUGUUCUGAAGAAGAAAAUGCCUCUGGUGGCUAUACCUAUUCCAAGAUUAUCCAAUCCAACACUCUAUGAGUAAAAUAAAAGAUGUUGCUCUAUCCUGUCAAUGGUCUUAUGAACAACUC